Zophobas morio is the source of this 1963-nucleotide messenger RNA. Its product is annotated as zinc finger protein 235-like. Bases 96 to 1736 code for a protein of 546 amino acids. Gene Ontology annotation, cellular component: nucleus. Gene Ontology annotation, biological process: regulation of transcription by RNA polymerase II. The transcript has 2 exons. The record is from RefSeq and is a predicted model, not a curated record. Lineage: Eukaryota; Metazoa; Arthropoda; Insecta; Coleoptera; Tenebrionidae. Gene Ontology annotation, molecular function: RNA polymerase II cis-regulatory region sequence-specific DNA binding; zinc ion binding; DNA-binding transcription factor activity, RNA polymerase II-specific.
ACUAAUGUUUAUAAAUACAACAAAUUCGCUACGGUAAGAAUUAAUAAUAAAUUUUUAAUGUAAAAAUGGUGUAAAAAAACUUUCAACAAUUAAACAUGAAUAGUGUUUUUCAAUUAACAGACUGUUGUCGCACAUGUUUGCGAGUGGAAAGUGCUUUAACCCCCUUAAAUACGUUAGAUAGUGACAAUAUAAAAUUAUGUGAUAAACUUAUAGCCUGCGUAUCUGAUAUAGCAUGGACAAAACCUGGAUACUCAAAUUUAAUGUGUUCAAACUGUACAGAGAAACUUAGAGUAGCAUAUGACUUCCGAUUGAUGUGUAUUCACUCGGAAAACACGUCACAGCAGUAUUUUGGGCAAGACAAAGUUACUUCUUACACUAAUUUAGACGACUAUCAGUUAACAAGUACAAUUCAUAUUCAAAACAAUAUCAUUGAACAUCCACAGAAGGAAAAUACUUCAGCAAACAGUGAUUAUCUUAGUCUUCUUGAUGAGGAAACCAUUUCUAAGUCCACUAAACAAGUGGAAAAUUCAAGAAGUGUUUCUCCAGAUUCAGUGGCCACCACAGGUUUUGCAAGGUAUGAAAAAGUUGUUAAGAAAACAGGAGUGCCUACAAAAUCAGUUAAAACGCAAACUCAGCCUUUACCGCAAUAUAUUUCGUUAACGCCGGCAGCUGCACGUCUGGAGGCUCAACAGACUAAAACUACAAUAGUUGUAGAAGAUCCAUAUAAGUUUGAAUGUACACUUUGUGGUAAAAAGUACGCUAAAAAUGCAAAUUUAAAAAUACACAUGAGAACUCACACAGGUGAAAAACCAUUUGAGUGUAAAUAUUGUGACAAAAAAUUUUAUCAUUCAUCACAUUUAAGAGAACAUAUCCGUAGACAUACAGGUGAGAAGCCUUUUCAGUGCAGUGUUUGUCAGAAACGUUUCACAAUUACUGCUGAGUUGACAGUUCACAUGAGGAUACAUACUGGAGAAAAGCCUUAUGCAUGCAACUGUUGUGAAAAAAGGUACAUAAAAGCGAGUGACCUUCAAGUUCAUAUGAGGUCUCACACGGGGGAAAAACCAUUUGCUUGUAGUUAUUGUGACAAGAAAUUUACAUCAGGAUAUAUUUUAAAUUCACAUUUAAAAACGCACACAGGGGAUAGACCGUGGCAAUGCUCUCUAUGUUCAAAAAGUUUCACCCAAUCCUCUCAUUUAACAGUUCACAUGAAGAAACACACAGGAGAAAAAUUCAUUUGUAAAAUUUGUAAUGAAGAGUUCACACAUUCUUCACAACUAACUGUACAUAUGAGACAACACACAGGGCGGCAACCAUAUAAAUGUACAGUUUGUGACAAAGUUUGUAACUAUGCUUCUGAACUUCAAACCCACAUGGUUAAACAUACAGGAGAAAAAUUUACCUGCAUUACUUGUGAUAAAAAAUUUACAACAGCUGCAUAUCUGCAAGAACAUACAAGGACACACACUGGCGAGAACUUGUUUAAUUGUAGCAUAUGUGAUCGCACAUUUACAAGAGCAACAUAUCUUGAGAAGCAUAUAAGAACACAUACUGGAGAACGACCUUACACAUGUGAAAUUUGUGGAAAAAAAUUCACCCAGAGCAGUAGUUUAAAUGUUCACAUUAGGAAGCAUACGGGAGAGAAGCCAUACACAUGCAACAUUUGCAAUAGGAGUUUUGCCACAUCAUCUUAUUUAUCUGUACAUUUAAGGAAACACAAAAAGUAUAUAAAUAUGUAAUAGUAUAUUUAUUUAAUCAAAUGUCAUUAACUAAGCUAUAAAUUGUUCCUUAGUUUGCUGCUCACUUUUAUAAUUUAUUUUACUUUUAGUUAGAGCUUUCUAACACGUUCCAAGUCUUUCAAAAUAUUUGCAGAUAAGGUACAAAUCAUUGAUGGAUUAUGUUGAAGCAGCAAAUUAACAUUGAAUGUUGUAGUGUAUAUAAGCUCUUUAUUUAUGAUAUUUUUGUA